AUGAGGAUCAUAUAUUUGCUUCUACUUAUAUCCUUAGUGUGCAUAGUGAGCGCGAAAUAUUUGCCCGAUGAAAACACUUCGAGAAGCUUGCUACGCAGUAAAAGAUCUAUAGGAGAUGAGACAGAUGAUUCAGAGCAAAAUGAGAGUAAUGAAAGUGAUGAUGAUAGCGAUGAUGAAGAUAAUGAUUCUUUUGAACUAAAAAAACAAAAAGAAAUUGAAAAGCUGCAGAAGAAAUAUGCUGAAGAGCAGCAUAAAUUGGAAGCAAAAAGGGCAAAAGAGGAACGUAAAAGAGAAGAACAAUUACUAAAAGAACAAAGAAAAAGGGAAGAAUUUGAAGCUAAAAUUAAAGAAGAAGAACGCAAACUUCAAGAGAAGCUGGAAAAGGAUCAACGUAAGCAGCAAGAGAAACUAGCAAAGGAAGAACUUAAAAGAGCGGCAAAAAAAGCCAAGGAAGAACUUAAGCGCCAGGAGAAAAUACGUAAACAAAUAGAAAAACUAGAAAAGACAACAUUAGAAUCGAAAACCAAAUUGGUAGAUUCAUCGGAGUCUGGGGAAGAUUUAGACUUUGAAGAUAUUUGGAGAAAUUACAUUUAUCAGAAAUAUGGUCUAACUGAAAAUAGUACCGAUUUGGAAAAAGACGCGGCCGUAAAUAAGUAUAUACAAGAAGAGCUGAGUUUGAACGCUAAUAGUACCAGGACUGAAUAUCGUCAAGCGGUCUUACAAUUAGUGAAUAAUAGAUUAUUAGGAGGUAACUCAUCUUCAGGUUUUCAUAAUUAUUUAGUAAGCCAUGUAAACGCUGUUCACAUACAAAAGUUGCAGGCUGAUUUAGAAAAUAAAAUUUCUGAAUUAGAGAAUGAUACAGCUUUAUUACAAAAUGUAAGUUUGCCUUGGGCACCUGAAGCAAAGCAAGCAAUCGGGGAAGAGAAAUCUAUUCUUACUGCAAUUGCUCAAUACUUAACAGACAUUGUACCCUCUUGGAUCAUUGGAGGAAAACCUGAAUCGAAUACUAGCGUGUCAUCACCACCAACCUCUGGAAUCUCACCUAGUGCUGUCUCGAAUACAGAAUCAUCAAAUGCUGGCUUAGUUCCAAACAGCAACGAGAGUUCUACAUCAGAGUCUAACAAUGUUGGACAAGUGGAUGGUACUGUUGUAGUUGCUAUUGAUUCCGUUACUGCUAAUGGAGCUGAAACUUCUGAUUCGGAUGUCAACGCCAAUUCAAAUAUUGACUCUCAUACAACCUCUUCUAAUAUCGGAUUAAAUGAAAAUAGUUUUAUAGGUCAAUCUACAGCAACAAUAGUAGAUAGCAAUGGACAUGAAGUUUCUGAUCCCACUGCAGUAUGGGGUCCCGCUGUGUCUGAAGGAUCUACAAAUAAUAUUCUUCUUUCCAACACGUCUGCUGGUAACAGUCCUUCAGGUUAUGCCACCUCCAAUGUAAACAAUUCUUCUAGUAUAUUGAAUCCUGUGGUAUCUGGCGCUAAUGUGAACAUAAACGUUUCUGCAAGUUCUCCUAAUUUAGAUGUAAAUGAAAAUAGUUUAAUAGAUCAAUCUAUUAUAUCCUCGGACGAUAGCAAUGCUUCCGAAGGUAAUAUUGAUACUUCUAUUUCGGGUUCCACUGCCGCUUCUAACUCGCCUGUUGAUGCUAGCUCCAAUGGAUCCCAAGGAUCUAAUGAUAAACCAGUCGCAGUUUCCAAUGUUGAUGAAGCUUCUUUGGUUAUAUCCUGCACUGUUAGCGACGUCUCCUCCCUUGAUACACCCGUCACGGGUUCAAUCGAUUCUCAAUCUACUGGGUCUAGUGUUUCAAUCUCGGCUUCUCCUAGUGGUGAGUUAUCAACGUUCAAUAAUAACUUUACGACCGGCACUGAAGCGUCUUCUAAUACCAUGACUUCUGAUGCCGAUGCAAUUGCACACAUCUCAAACAACAAUGACUCUAUUGCAAAUUUUAAUAUUCAAUCGGUUGUUGAAAGUGGAAUUAGUGACAACCCUUCUACUACCAACGUUUCUAUGAAUACUGAUAAUACUGUAAGCACCGAUGCUGGAAUUACUUCUUCAAUUAAUACCGUCAGUAUUAUUUCUCCAGAUCAGUCUCAAAGCACUGGAAAACCUGAAACUGGCAACUUAACUGGAACAUUAACAAGUGAUGCUACUUCUAAUGAAGGACAAAUAGCUGAUUCAGUUUCUUCUAGUACAGGUUCCUCUGUAAAUAUUGUUAGUGAUGUUACUUUAGAUACUGUUACUGAUGGAAUUGCAAUAGAAGUAGAAAGCAGUGGUGUAAAUGCAGAAAGUUCUGUAGACAUAAACAAACCUUUGAAUAGCGCAGCUGAUCCCACCUCAAUAAAUGCUGUGUCUGAAGCGGAGCCCACAAAAGUCUCAUCAUCUAGUGACGGUGUUUCUAUUUCUGUGUCAUCAAAUAUUCCAGUAUCUGGUACUGAAACGAAUAGUCUUCCAACUGAAAUCCCUGUGGUGGCAGUUCAAGUUAAUAAUGCUAAUGGUCCUCCAUCUGAAACCCAUAUUGUGGCAGUUGAAGUUAAUGAUGCUAAUAGUCUUCCAUCUGAAACUCCUGCAGAGGCAGUUCAGGUCACUGAAGUUAUUAAUAUUCCAUCUGAAACCCCUGUCGAGGCAGUUCAGGUCACUGAAGCUAGUGGUCUUGCAUCUGAAACCCCUGUGGUGGCAGUACAGGUCACUGAAGCUAAUGGUCUUCCAUCUGAAACCCCUGUAGAAGUAGUUCAGGUCACUGAAGCUAAUAGUCUUCCAUCUAAAACCCCUGUAGAAGCAGUUCAGGUCAUUGAAGCUAAUGGUCUUCCUUCCGAAACCCCUGUCGAUUCAUUACAGGUUUCUGAAGCUAACAGUCUUCCAUCUGAAACUCCUGCAGAGGCAGUUCAGGUCACUGAAGUUAUUAAUAUUCCAUCUGAAACCCCUGUCGAGGCAGUUCAGGUCACUGAAGCUAGUGGUCUUGCAUCUGAAACCCCUGUGGUGGCAGUACAGGUCACUGAAGCUAAUGGUCUUCCAUCUGAAACCCCUGUAGAAGUAGUUCAGGUCACUGAAGCUAAUAGUCUUCCAUCUAAAACCCCUGUAGAAGCAGUUCAGGUCAUUGAAGCUAAUGGUCUUCCUUCCGAAACCCCUGUCGAUUCAUUACAGGUUUCUGAAGCUAACAGUCUUCCAUCUGAAACUCCUGCAGAGGCAGUUCAGGUCACUGAAGUUAUUAAUAUUCCAUCUGAAACCCCUGUCGAGGCAGUUCAGGUCACUGAAGCUAAUAGUCUUCCAUCUAAAACCCCUGUAGAAGCAGUUCAGGUCAUUGAAGCUAAUGGUCCUCCAUCUGAAACCCCUGUGGUGGCAGUUCCAGUUAAUGAUGAUAAUGGUCCUCCAUCUGAAACCCCUGUCGCAACAGCACAGGUUAAUGUAGAUAAAUUAGAGGCUGCCGCAUCAAACACUGAUGUGAAUAUGGCUGAGACGACUGACUCCACUAUUGCUCCUCCUACCACUUCAGGGCUUUCUGUAAGCAGUGACACACUUCCCACCAGUCAAGAACCUGCUGCUGCGACUAGUAUAGUAACGGUUGAAGAAGUUGCGAAUAUAUCUGAAGCACCAUAUUCAGAUGUUGUUAUCAGUGUAACUGAAACUGCCGGUCCUAAAGUAAUUACCAAUGAAACAAUUGUAGUAAAUAGUACUACAGUUAACAAAGAUGUAUCAGUUGCCCAACCUGAAGAAGUAGCUAAUACGCCCGUCUCAAUAGAAACUCAAACUUCUCUAUCGGAAAAUGAAGUGCCUGUUGCAGUUAUUUCCCAACCAACAGUCGAUAACGUUUUAGAUGUGAAUGGGGUACUUUCGUCCUCUACAGUAAAUAUUGUGACAGAUAAUGGAGAAUCAACUUCAGUAUCCUCUGUUAAUGUUGUUGAUGCUGUAACAACAGACCCAUUCCAUUCUAAACCUUUAGCUGUAGAGACACCUGCUAGCGUAGAACCUGACUUAACCUCAGUAAGUACCGAUAAUGUUGCAUCAUUUACAGCCACUUCUGCAAGUGACAUAACUGUAUCGAAUGACGUUACAUUAGCACCUGAAUCAGAAACUGUGGCAAAUGAUGCGAGUUUAAUUGGCACCGGCAAUGUUAUUGUGAUAACAGAAGUACCACAAGCAGCACAGAACACAAACACUCCUUUUGUCCCUGAAGAAGUAGGUGCUUCCAUAUUAGAAGUAACACAACAGUAUUAG
Molecule: messenger RNA, 4206 nt
Organism: Arctia plantaginis
Lineage: Eukaryota; Metazoa; Arthropoda; Insecta; Lepidoptera; Erebidae
Source: the annotation of a GenBank genome assembly